Penicillium cataractarum is the source of this 1308-nucleotide messenger RNA. RefSeq names its product putative aminotransferase. The transcript has a single exon. Gene Ontology annotation, biological process: biosynthetic process; amino acid metabolic process. Gene Ontology annotation, molecular function: transaminase activity; pyridoxal phosphate binding. The record is from RefSeq and is a predicted model, not a curated record. The coding region runs from base 1 to 1308 and encodes 435 amino acids. Lineage: Eukaryota; Fungi; Ascomycota; Eurotiomycetes; Eurotiales; Aspergillaceae.
AUGGCACAGCAAACGGGCUCUACUCUCUCCAUCCGUGCCCAAGAUGCCUCCUCCUCCGCAGCCCAGAACCUCAUGUGGGACAUCCUAGUCGACAUUUGGUGCCCAUCAUCCAACCCCAAUGGCUACAUCAAUGUCGGCGUCGCUGAAAACGCCCUCAUGCACACCGAACUCUUGCAAUACCUAAACAAGAAUCCUCAAUUACCCGCCGAAUACCUCACCUACAAUGACGGCGGUGGUGGCUCGAACAGACUCCGACGCAGCAUCGCCCAAUUUCUGACCCGCCACUUGAAGCCCGUUAUACCGCUUGAUGCGGAGCAGUUGGUCGUCACGAACGGCGUCUCACCCGCCAUUGAGCAUGUAUCAUGGGCCUUUGCGGAUCCCGGCGAGGGCAUUUUGCUCGGAAGACCGUUCUACGGCACAUUUAUCCCGGAUCUCUCGACGCGGCCCGGUGCGACGGUUGUCCCGGUGAAUUUUGGCGACGUGGAUCCAUUCAGUGUCGAGGCUGUAUCGAAGUAUGAAGACGCCCUUCUUGCUUUUCAAACUUCGAGCGGGAAGAGAGUCAAAGCUUUGAUGCUGUGUCACCCGCAUAACCCGCUGGGCCGAUGCUACCCCCGCGAGGUGAUCAUCAAAUUAAUGCAGCUAUGCCAGAAGUAUCAGAUCCACCUAAUCAGCGACGAGAUCUACGCUUUAUCCGUCUUCGAGAACACAGUGGACGAGCACCCACCGCCCGCCACCUUCGAGUCCACGCUAUCAAUUGACUUGAAUGGGAUCAUCGAUCCCAAACUCGUGCAUGUACUUUGGGGCAUGAGCAAAGAUUUUGGCGCAAACGGUCUCCGUCUCGGCGUGAUUAUUUCCCAGUCCAGUCCGGAAUUCCAUGGCGCACUCCGCGCGAUCUCGCUCUACUCUUAUUCCUCAGGAAUAGCAGACCACCUGGUCGCGGGUCUAUUGGAAGAUCAUACCUUUACCGAUGGAUAUAUCCUAGAGAACCAGAAGAGACUUUCAGAGUCCUACGCAUUUGCAGUGGAGUUUUUGAAGAAACACAAUAUCCAGCACGCGACUGGGUGCAAUGCUGCAUUCUUCCUUUGGGUGGACCUGGGGAAGAGAUAUAGGGAGGUGCAUAGAGAGAUUUCUGCCGAGGAGGAGGUUGGUGAGAAAAUUAUGCAGCAGUUGUUGGAAGAGAAGGUGUUUUUGGCCACUGGGGCGCUGUUUGGGUCGGAGAAAGAUGGGUGGUUUAGGAUUGUGUUUACGCAGCCGAGGGAUUAUUUGGAGCUUGCACUGAAGAGGAUUGUUAAGGCCGUGGAAGAGUGA